Messenger RNA from Pisolithus orientalis, 1296 nucleotides. RefSeq lists its product as uncharacterized. The transcript is spliced from 3 exons. Lineage: Eukaryota; Fungi; Basidiomycota; Agaricomycetes; Boletales; Pisolithaceae. Bases 84 to 1079 code for a protein of 331 amino acids. The record is from RefSeq and is a predicted model, not a curated record.
CUUCUCUUCUCUGGGCACAUAUCGAACGAAGUGAAGAGCGCCCUCUUGAGAUUAUCAUAAGCAAUGGGCCGUCUCUUUACGGCAUGAAUGAUUCAUCGUUCAACGAACUCCUAUGCAUUGCCGUCACAUGCGGAUACCGAUGGCGCAGUCUCGUUAUUCGACAAGCAAAUCCUGCCACCGUCGGAAACAUCUGGAGGAUGAGAUUCUCCUCUCUCGAAUGUAUCCAGAUCUUUGGGGUGAAAAUCCCUGAUAAAUCUCUAUUGCUGACGUCUCGAUGUGCUCCUUCUCUCAAAUACCUGACACUCUGGGAUCAAGGCAGUAUGGACCAACUUCCGGCGGUUUCCAAUCUCAACACCGGCCAGUUCCGCUGGUCACGCAGCGGCUCGGGACCCCAUCUAUUAUCAUCCCUGCUUCCUUGCCAGCAAUUGAGACGACUCGUUCUUUCCGGGCCUCAUGAGUCUUGUGACCAGUGGCCAGGUCCUCAAAGCAUUCAUUUACCGGCCCUCGUAUCUUUAACAAUCGAACUCAUAUAUCCGCAGCCGGCGUUGGCAGCCAUGGUAGUUCCCAACCUUCAUUAUCUCUGGUGCUCCCUCCCACGUGGUAACCAUGGCUGGGCACACGUCUUUGGGGGCUUUUCCAACGUGUCUACAAAUGUUCGGCAUCUUCGCCUCAAUCAUUCAGGUGGAUCAACCAAAGCGGAUGCCAGGGCCGUAUACGAGGCAUGCCCUGAUGUAUAUCAAGUAGAACUAUCCGCCGAUGACAUCCCUGCCUUUUUUCGCGGGAAUACUCCGGCUGACCGUUGGCCACACCUCGAACACUUAACUCUGGAGGGCAUGGAGGUUGGAAAGAUACCUCGUGAUCUUAAAGAGUGGUUCGACGGAAGAAAAUCAAGGGAACAACCUCCAUUACCGCUGACACUCUCCGAGUUUCGUGAGACUGAGGGGGCGCCUAAUGGUUGGUUGACCUCCCUGUGCAAAUCGCUGCGUGGUCAUUGCCUGUUGGAACUGAAGAACUUUCCACUGAAAACCACCCUGAGGAUGCUCACAAGGGGAUGUACUGGACUCAUACGGAAGCUGUGAUUCCGUAAGAAUCUUCAUUAAUGAGCGUCUCGAAGGAUGAGUAGUGAUGUUUUCUUUUUCCCAUUGACGGCCCUUUGUGCAAUCCUAGCAAUGUACCGUACUUGCACAUGACCAUGAUGGUUGGGAUACCAGACCGUGAAGUAUGCCCGUCAACCGUGUUGAUUACGUAGGAAACUGUCCACAAUGUGUUUGCUCCUCUUUCGAUGAUGAUAUUCAG